Cuscuta epithymum is the source of this 4233-nucleotide messenger RNA. NCBI's taxonomy places the organism in Eukaryota, Viridiplantae, Streptophyta, Magnoliopsida, Solanales, Convolvulaceae. The record is from the annotation of a GenBank genome assembly.
GGGUUGUACUCGCCCAAAUAGCUUGAUUAAGGUGUCCUUGGAUAGACUUUGAAGUCUAUUUUCAUUAUUGAGUGGUCUCUGUUCGAGAGGAGAGGGUAAUCAUACAAAAGUCGAGCUGGAGUGAGCAGGGGUCUGUAAACUCGAGCUCUGAGAGUGCUGAAGCUGUUUGGUGGAUAUCUCGAGUUAUACCAAUCCAAUUAAGGCGUAUAAGAUACCAAAAGAAAUCUCUCAAGACGAGGAAUCCGUGAAGGUCUGGUUUGCAUCAAUCGGAGUAGUGGAAGGCUUCCAAAUCGUCCGAGCAAAACGCAACCUCGCAGAAACGGAUCUACUCCUCUAAAGAAACGAGCUAAUCGGUAAACACCCAUUCUAGGGGCUGUUUUCGUAUCAACGUUUGAGGGUUGAGCUAGCACUUUGAGGAGGCUGUUUAACACUCAUAAUUAAGCAAGGAAUCAGUUCUUAAUCCACCUUGGCCAAAGCUUUGACCAUUGGAUCAAGAAGGAAAAGUUUAAAGCUCAAUUAAGGUUGAGGCUAGAGCUUGCAUCUUGUGCUCGUUGAUCGAGUGAUUCCUAGGAGAGAAGACUUGAAAUGGACCGUGGUGGCAGGAUUACUAGGAGAAACCCGACGGGCCGUGUACCAGUGGAGACUGGACAGGGCAGUCGAAGGACCUCUAGGGCAUCUAGAGGAGCUGGCCGUGGAGGCCGAUCACAGACCGUGAGUGACGGUCAUGUUGACACAGAAAGUGAAACCUACUGGUCCUAUGAGGACUCGACUUACCAACCGGAGACUGAGCCGGUUGAGACCCCUUACGAAGGGGAUGACGAUGAUGUAAGUGAUGAAGAAGGGGAGAAUGACUCCCUAGCCAGAAUUGAGGCGCUGCUCCAGCAAUAUCAGCGGGAGCGCGAGGAAAGGAGGGAACGCCGAAGGCGCCGAGGAGGGCGAACUUCGGGAGGGGCUUCAAGAGGAAGAAGCCAUGGCGACUCUAGGGCCCACAUUGAACCACACGGGGGCCGGGGUGAUGGAGGUCCGAUCAUAAGGAUCUCCAAAUACCUCAAAGAGGCACGAGACUUGGGGUGCAAACCCUUCAAUGGAGCAGGUGACAUCUCGGUCGCCGCGGAAUGGAUCAAGAGGUUGAAUGAAGCAGCCCUUGAUAUGCAACUCACCCCCGAAUUCAAGCUAAGAGUGGCAGUAAGAUUGCUUGAAGGGAUGGCAUCCACAUGGUGGGAUGGAGCCAAGGGGAAGUAUGGCAAUGUUGUGACUUGGGAGAAUUUCCGACAGGAGUUCUUUGCCCAAUACUAUUCUGAUUUUGAGGUGAACAAUAAGAGGAGAGAGUAUACCCUCCUAACCCAAGGUGUCAAGAUGACGGUGAGGCAACUUGAACACAAAUUCAGGGAACUCACGGAGUUCAUACCGGAGUAUGUCUGUGAUGAGAACCGGAUGGUAAAUCACUUCUGGGAUGCCUUAGACUUGGAGGUGCGUGAGAGGGCAACGCAGUUGCCUAACAUGACUUUUAGCCAGGUGGUCGAGCAGGGAUUGAAAGGGGAGAAGGAAUGGGAAGAAAGAAAGAUGAAGAACGCCGAAGAGGCGAAGAAGAGAAAAUGGGAGAGUCACGGCUCCCAAGGUUCCAACAAAAAGGGGAACCAUGGAGGGGGAUCUUUCCGUGCACCGCCGCCACCAUCUAGGGGGAACCAGGGCUCGAGCAGGCAUGACUCGGGGUCACAAGCCUCGGGGACGCCUCGUUGCUUGAAUUGCAAGAAGAGUCACCUCGGAAAAUGCCAUGAACCUCCUAGAUGCUUCCAAUGCGGGAACACCGGGCAUUUGAAGGCGCAUUGCCCACAAUUGGGUGGGCCAAGGUCAUCGGGACCAAGUAGCGGGGCUACGGGAACAAGAAACCAAGCCGGGGGUUCCCAAGUAACCAGGGGGCAAGGGGGAGCAAGCGCGAGCAACGCGCCGUCCGUGAACCAAGGAAGGACCCAGGCUAGGGUCUACGCGAUGACGGAGGCGGAUGCUCAAGCUAACCCGGAUUCCGUUGCAGGUAUUACCUUUUGUAUACUUGUGUUUUACCCUUGAUUAGUCCAUAAAUUGAGGUUGCUAGUCGUUGGGAUCAUUGCACGAAGUUUUGGGGUCAAACGGAGCGAAAUCGGGCGAAAGACGGCUGAUUUCCGCCAACGCACACCAGGCUGGACCAUACGCACGGCCGUGCGUUGUCCGUGCGUUGGUCCGUGCGUUGGUGGCAGUAGCCACCGGGAAUAAAUUGCUAUACGCAUGGCCGUGCGUUGUCCGUGCGUUGGUCCGUGCAUUGGUGGCAGUAGCAACCGGGAAGAAAUUGCUAUACGCACGGACGUGCGUUGUCCGUGCGUUGGUCCGUGCGUUGGUGGCAGUAGCUCCUUUUUGAGGUUAUAAGACACGCACGCCGUGCGUACCUCCUAGGCACGCCGUGCGUACCUCCUGGGCAGCCCAAAGUCGACUUUUUCGCGCCGUAUUGCAACGUUAAGACCCGUUCUUGAUCCCAAACACGUGUGUGAACAUAAUAAACCUCUCUAAAUGUAAAAGAAUGGUAGGAAAGGUAUCUCACAUGACUUAUAAAUGUAGGAACACUAAAGAUUAAUGGGAAGCAUGCGCGAAUCCUUAUCGAUACCGGAGCGCAACGUUCAUUCGUAAGUGAGGCGUUCGCCGAGGGCUUAGAGAUACAAUCAAUACCAAUGACGCAAACUUUAGUGGUAUCAACACCACUAGGGGAAGACGUUGAAAGAACCAAUUACUAUCCAUCUUGUAUGGUGGAAAUCGGUGGCCAAACCUUGACGUGUGAUUUCGUACCGCUGAGUAUGAUGGAGUUCGAUGCAAUCCUAGGGAUGGAUUGGCUAGAAAAGCAUCAUGCUAGCGUAGAUUGCUACACAAAGGUUUUGGAACUUGAAGGCAAUGAUGGGGAUACCCUACGCUUCGAGGGGGACCGAGGCAAAUCAAACAGCUGUAUCAUAUCCGCUGUGAGAGCGAGAAGUAUGAUGAGAAAGGGAUGUCACGCUUAUCUGGCAUACGUGGUUGACAAAACCAAGGAGGAAACGAACAUCGACGACGUGAGGGUGGUUUGUAAGUACCCGGAUGUCUUCCCAAAGGACCUGCCGGGGCUUCCACCUGAUAGGGAGAUUGAAUUUGUGAUCGAGGUCGAGCCCGGCACCAAACCAAUCUCCAUACCGCCAUACCGUAUGGCACCCGCUGAACUUAACGAGUUGAAAACCCAAUUGCAAGAGCUUUUGGAUAAUGGUUUCAUUAGACCAAGCCACUCCCCGUGGGGAGCACCGGUUCUUUUUGUGAAAAAGAAAGAUGGGACACUUCGAAUGUGCAUUGACUAUCGUCAACUGAACAAGGUCACAAUCAAGAAUAGGUAUCCUUUGCCUAGGAUUGAUGACUUGUUUGAUCAACUACGAGGAGCAACCGUGUUUUCGAAGAUUGACUUGAGGUCGGGGUACCAUCAAUUGAAGAUUAAGGAAGAUGACAUACCAAAGAGUGCUUUCCGCACAAGGUAUGGGCAUUUUGAGUUCCUUGUUAUGUCGUUUGGGUUAACAAACGCCCCAGCGGCAUUCAUGGACUUGAUGAACCGAGUAUUCCAUAAAUACUUGGAUCGAUUCGUGAUUGUGUUCAUAGAUGACAUCUUGAUUUACUCAAAGAGUGAAGAAGAGCACGAGGAGCACUUGAUACUUGUUCUAGAGACACUACGGGAGAAGCAACUUUAUGCCAAAUUUUCUAAAUGUGAAUUUAGGCUAAAGGAAAUUGGCUUUCUCGGGCACGUGGUUUCGGGAUCGGGAAUUGCUGUUGAUAACAAGAAGAUAGAGGCCAUUACCGAAUGGAAUAAAUGGCUGAAGAGAUUGUUGGCAGUUUGAGCUGAGCGAGUUUUGUCUGGGGCAUGCGUGUUCGGGAUAAAAGAAGACUCACCAUUCCACCGGCUAUGGGGUAUGGAGAAAACGGUGCUGGAGCGGCUAUACCACCAAACUCAUGGCUUCUUUUUUAUGUCGAGUUAAUUAAUGUAAAUUGAUUCAUGUAAAUUGAUUCACCCGUAUUCUCUCUUUGAAAGUGUCAUCUUUUUCCCUUUUGGCCUCCUCUUUCUUUUUAUUAGCAAUCAAUUUUGAAACAUUUUGUAAUAUUGCAACUAUGUUAUGAAUUAUUGAACGUUUUGUAGGGUGGACUAGAGAUAUGAUUUUGCUCUCUUCUGGUUAAAAGCACAUGUUAAAGUUUUGAUCA